CACUGAUUAGUGAUUUGUUUACAAUUCGUGUUCGAAUAAUGCAUAUUUAUUAUUUUGAAAUUUGAUGCAUAUUGUAUUGUGCUAUCUGAUAAUAAAUUAUCGUUACUUUGGAAAUUGAUAAAGUCGUAAUUAAUAUAAAAAAACAAAAUUUUAUACAAUUUAAUACUGAGUUUAUAUCUCAUAAUAUGGCAAAACUGUACAAGAAAGAUGCAAGCCCACCAGCUAGAACGGUUAUGAUUGCUUCCUAUAUAUUAGGAGUUCCUUACGAACCUCAAGAAUUAAAUCCAUUAUUACGGCAACAAGACACUCCGGAAAUGUUUAAGAAAAACCCUAUGAAGACUAUACCUUUAUGGGAAGAAGAUAAUUUCUGCUUAGCUGAUAGCCAUGCUAUAAUUCUCUACCUGUUUGAUAAAUAUGCUAAGCCUGAGCAUGAACAUUUAUAUCCUAGAGACAAAAGAAUAAGAGCUACUAUUAAUCAUAGAUUAUUCUUUGAUUGUGGCAUUUUAUUUCCAAGAUUAAGAUCUAUAAUGGGGCCAACAUAUACUGGAAAAUUGACAAAGUUAUCAAAAUCAAUGAUAAGGAAUUUGGAAAGUGCCUAUGAAAUUCUAGAGAAGUACCUUGAAAACACCAUAUACUUAGCUGACAAUCUUAUGACACUGGCUGACAUAAGCAUAUUUACAACUAUGUCUACUCUUAAUGGUUUACAUCCUAUCGACAGUAAUAGAUAUCCAAAACUAAAAAGGUGGUUUAAUGUCAUGUGUGCUGAAAAAUUUAGUCAAGAAAUUAAUGAGCCAGGUGCCAAAGAACAUGUGGAGGGACUUUUAGCUUUUAUGAAAAACAAUUUGAAUAAAUCAAAACUUUAGUAUUGGUAAGUUUUAGCUAAGAAUUACUGUGUUACCCACAUAUUGUGGUUAUUUAACAUGUAUAUGUGAAUGGUGCUUAAUAAUUUGGUGAAAUAUAUAUAGAUACAGAAAUA
Messenger RNA from Pieris napi, 976 nucleotides. RefSeq names its product glutathione S-transferase 1-like (gene GSTe6). Bases 186 to 863 code for a protein of 225 amino acids. The record is from RefSeq and is a predicted model, not a curated record. Lineage: Eukaryota; Metazoa; Arthropoda; Insecta; Lepidoptera; Pieridae. The transcript is spliced from 5 exons. Gene Ontology annotation, molecular function: glutathione transferase activity. Gene Ontology annotation, biological process: glutathione metabolic process.